CGUUUUCAUUAUGACGUCUAUGGUUCAUGUGUACAGCCAGGACUACUUUUUUAUUUUGCAGGAUACAUACACAUCAUUUUCAAGUGCAGCAAAAUAAAAUAGAUGGAUAUAUUAGAACGUGUCAGUUUAGAAAUUCACACGAGAGUUGAAUAGGGAUACAAUAACGAAGGAUACACACACACCUUUUUCAAGUGCAGCAAAAUAAAAUAGAUGGGUAGAUUAGUACGUGUCAUUGGGGUAGGAUAGGGAUACAGUAACGAAGAUUCAAGACACAAAGUGCCGCAGUUAGAGAUUGAAACAAUUUUUUAAGGAACCCCGUGUAAAGAAAAACCAAGAGCAAGAUUGAAUGAAGAACUAUGGAAAACAGAAAAAACGUUGUUAAGGUAUAUCCAGUGCCAAAACCUUCUUAUUGUUUAAGCCCAGAAGAUACAAAUUCAAGCCCAGAGACAAACAAUUUUUUACAAACCGCAACUUUUGCCACGUAUGAGAAGGAUACAGAAGCUGCCAUGCCACAGUACAGCUUAGACCUUCAACCCUUUGUGUUACCUCCGACUCCAGAAGAUUUACUUAGCGUAGGGUCAGGGCAUGGUGAAUCGUUCUUGUUUGAAGAUAUUAUUGCAGAAUCAAGUGCACCUGAUAAUAUAUCUACUGGCACGAACAGCUUGCAUUGUCCAGCAGAUUUGGAUGAGUCUUUUCCUCUUGAUUCACACCUACAACCACUGUUAUCACACCCUUGUUCGCAGACUAAGCAAGCUGACGAACUAACUGUUAUACAACUAAAAGCAUUUGAUUCCCAGAAUCAGACAUAUCUAUCCGAUGAAACCAUCAAAGCACCAAAGACGGUAAGAUAUUCUGAAACAAGCAUUCAUCAGGAAAGUGAAACUUCUGAUCAAAAUGAAUCUGGAAUCAGUGCAGCAAGAGGUGUUACUCUAACUCUUGUACAGACAAACAGUGCCUCAGUUGUAACUAUGUCAACAGUGUGUUCAGAGGUACCAGGGAAUGAGCUGAGCACUAAUUCACAAGUUAAAACUAAGGCCAGCAGUUCGUUAAAAUUCCCUCCAUGUGUUAUAUGCAGUGGCAAAGCAUCAGGUGCACACUACGGUGCGAUAACAUGUGAAGCAUGUAAAGGGUUCUUCAGGCGUUACCUUCAAAAGAAAAAAGAAUUCAAAUGUACUAAGGGAGGAAAAUGUGAAAUUUCUAGUGGUAAAAAGGGGAACUGUUCAGGAUGUAGGUUAAAGAAAUGCCUUGCUCUUGGAAUGUCAAAGGAGAUGUCGAAGUUAGGAAGAUACACCUUAACGAAAAGGACAGAAGCAAUUAUCAAUAUGAAACGACUAGAAGGAAAUGUAGCAUCUGAUUCAGUUUCAGACGAAUGUGAUGUGCUUCCUGCUGAAAGUGGGUGCGAUGCAACCAGUUGUAAUAUAGAAACAGAUUUAAUGAUGCGGCAUCUUUUACAGAAUACAAAAACAUUAAACGUGUCUAAUGGCUUCAAUGAUAUGCUUGUUGUGGAACUUAUUCAAGCAAUGGAAGAUUUAGAACCUUACGGCCGAAAUGUAAAGACAAAGGAACAAAUCAGUGAACUGCACAAACAUCAUUCUGAAAGGUAUAAGCUAAAAACUGAACUCUUUGGUAAAAUGAACAGUGUAUCUAGAAAUGAAUAUAAUAGAUUGUAUACAGAAUUUGGCAUUGAUGUAGAUGGUCGGAUGGCUGAUAUGAAAAUAGAAUGUGAAGAUAUGGAAGAUGAUAUAGCGCGUUACUGUAACUUUGCAAAGCACAUUCCAGAAUUCCACAGUCUCCCCGUGCUUGACCAAUCAAACUUAUUAAAAGCUUUGAUGAUUGAUUUUUCUAUCGUAGUAGCGCUAGAUGGCUACAACGAUGAACUUCGGACAUUCAUAGGUAAGAAUCGACAAGGCUAUCACUUUGACGAGUUGGCUGAUAGAGAAUUAUCUGCAAAAUUGCUGUCAUUGAUGAAGGAUGUGUUUUGUCGCCUGCAAAAGUUGGAUCUGAGCAAAGCAGAAACUGCAUUGCUAGCUGCUUUAACUUUGGUCUCCACUGAUCGAUGCAAGCUGCACAAUCGUGCCCUUGUAGAAAAAAUUCAGUUGGCUGUUACAGAGUUGCUUCAACAAGAGAUAAAGAAAAAGCAAAAGCAAGUAGCUCGGAGCAGAUUCACAAAGAUUAUUGACUCAUUAACAUAUAUGCGAGAGAUGUCUGAGCUUUUUACGAAGGAAAACAAUGUGUUGUGUAAAGAUGAAGUGAUGAUUCAAGAAUUCCCAUAUUUUGUAGACUUUAUCAUUGAAGAAAAUUGUUAAAAUAUUUAUUCACAUAUUCGUUAUAUCCGAAUGUGGUAAACCUGGGUUUUGGCAAAGAAAUAUUUUGCUUUUUGUAAAUAUCUAAAUAAAUAGUUUAAGUUACCAUAUUCUUUUACCAUACAUUAAAGAAUACAUUAUGACGGAGCUUUGGACCUUAUUGAGUAAAUAUUGUUCGAGUUAUUCCCAAAAAUAUACCUAAAAAACUCCCCGACUUCGAGAACGUUUAUCAACAGAAACCAUUAAAUGCUCCUAAAUACAUAUUUUAUAUAUUGCCAUGGUAUUUCCACUUUCAAUAUAUUGUAAAUAUAUGUCUUAAUAUUUAUGUAAAGUUUGAGGACAUGACAUUGUGUAGCUUUAAAGUAAUCUUGAAAAAUCUACUUUGUUUACAUUUUUGCUAGUCCAUUUCUUAUAUGACUAGAGCUGGCCAAUAAAAAUUAUUUAUUAAAAAUAUUUAGAGAUAUUGUUCAGGUCUGAAACUUUACUGUCAUGUCAAGGAUAUUAAUUUUUAGUUAUGUGAAAUUUUGUAGAUUUUUUAGAAGCCUUGUUCUCUUGUAAUCCUUUAAAGAUGGCCCUUAGAUGUGAAGACUGAUUUUGGCAGCCAUAUUGGAUAUUUUUGGGAGAAUUUGUGUGUCAAUUCUUUGACACUUGAUUUAACUACUUUUAAAUCAUUAUUUGUAAUUUGAAAUAAACUGGUAACUUGAAGUUUUUCUUCUAGUUUGUGUUUAUGUAAUUGUUUUUUGAUGACAUUUAUUUAUUUCUUGCAUUUGAUGAGAAAAGUUUUACAUAUUUGGAAAAAUGUCAUCGACCAAUCAGAUUGCAGCAUUUUUGGUGCUUCUCUAUAAAUAUGGGCUUAUCAUUUAUUUCUUGGCUCUUCUAGUUUACACUUUUGGAUUAAACACUUCUUCUUAGGUUUGAAAUUAUUGGAAAUUUGGAGCCAAUUUUAGGAACUUUGGACUUUAUUUUUUUGGGGGGAAUAAUUUAGAAAUUUGGAGUUUAACUUAUUUGCUUAAGUUCGUAUAGACGAUCAACAAAUUAAACUACCAACCAUGUACUGGAUUCCUUAAUUGCAUAAACAACCAUAUAAAGCACGCUUCAUCGCUAAUUCAAGCUCUUAUAGAACUACAAAUAUUUCAAAACUUUUAACAUCAUGUCUAACUGCUGUGAAAGCCCACGUGGAAAGAUACUGCGAUAAAGUAUACAAAAACUCUGGUAAACAUUUAUUUUGGUCGAUUAAAAAUUCUGGCGAAAUCCUGGAUAAGUUUAAAAUUAAUAACUACAAGGUAUCUACAGUCAGUACAUACGAUUUUUGUACUUUGUAUACCACUUUGUCACAUACCGUAAUAAAUGACAAACUAACUGCCCUAAUUCAAAAGACUUUUGCCAGAGAGAAUGCUACAUUUCUCGCUUGCAGUUUUGAUAAAGCUUUUUUUACUAGCAAUAUUAUUAAACAUUAUACAAUGUGGACCUGUGACGAAGUUUGUAAAGACCUUUCCUUUUUAUUGAACAACAUUUACAUCAGGUUUGGGAAUGCAGUUUUUAGACAAGUAGUUGGUAUUCCCAUGGGAACAAAUUGUGCACCCCUUGUCGCAGAUUUGUUUUUAUAUUGUUAUGAAAGAGACUUUAUGUUGAGCCUUUCUCCAUAUACGCAGGCAGAUAUUAUAACUGCAUUUAAUAAUACAUCACGCUAUCUGGAUGAUAUUCUUAAUAUGGAUAAUCCGUUUUUUGGUCAAAUGGUGGGUACUAUUUAUCCUAGGGAGCUUCAGUUAAUUAAAACCAACAAUUCGGAUACUGAUGCUUCGUUUUUAGAUUUACAUCUCUCUAUUUAUGACAAUAUUAUACAUACCAAAAUUUAUGACAAGAGGGAUGAUUUUAACUUUAGUAUUGUAAAUUUUCCCCAUUUGGAUGGGGAUGUACCUCAGGCUACAUCUUAUGGGGUAUAUAUUUCUCAAUUAAUUCGGUUUGUCAGAGCGUGUAGUCAUGUCAGACAUUUCAUGAACAUAAUCUAUAUAUUACAAGUAAACUUCUUCAGCAAGGCUACCGUUAUUACAAAUUGCGUAAAUAUUUUGCUAAAUUUUAUUAUCGUAAUUCUGAUUUAGUUUUAAAAUUCAAUAGUAAUUUAAAGACACUUCUGCGAGAAGGUAUUUCUAAACCCGUUUUUUUAUGGGGAUGUGGUUUACGAACUUCGUUAGAUCUUGGGUCAUGGUAAGUUUCCAAAUGUAUUUGGUAAAAUUAUAAAACGUUUAAUUAAAAGAGGUUACGACCCAACUGUUUUGAGACAUACCGCAUGUUUAGUGUUCAACCCGUUUACAAUUGGACACUACGCUUCCCUCUUUGAUUGUGUAUGUAAGAAGAGGGGGAGGACUCUAUGAUAAGAAGUUUUUAAAUCUUACCAGGACUGAACUGUUUUGAUAUCUGUAUAUUUAUACAGGAGCAUUUUUGUGUUUUACAUGCCAUGCCUUUUUGUUUCCAUUACGUGUGUUAGAGAUUCACCUGGCGGGGAUUACUUUUAUUUACAGUCGCGUGUCUCUGGAUCAUGGUGGGGGUAAGAGUGAGGUUGGGUGCGCACCAUAAACCGGUUUAAGCUCCCCAGUGGUGUUUUUUGCCACUGACCGUUCCAAGGCGGUGCCCCACUGUGUUCCUUUGUUCGUUGUGUCCUCUUGUGUAGGCUUUGUGUGUGUAUGUGUGUGUGUUCCUUUGUUUGUUCGUUUUGUCCUCGUGUGUUGGCUUUGUGUGUGUGCACGUGUAUGUAUGUGUGUGUGUGUGUGUGUGUGUGUGUGUGUGUUUGUGGUGUGCACGUCUGCGUGCUGUAGGUUUCGUUUUGGGGAGGCUGCGAUUUUGGUACGUGGCAUUCCCUGUUUGAUAUUUGUCUUUGUUUUUAAAAUUACUGAAAUUUAUGUGCAUUUAUUUGGAAUAAUUGUGGAAUUUUCUGAUAAUAUUGGCAUAUAUAUUUUAACUGGUGUAUAUAUUAAUUAAAGAAGCUUAUUUGUAGACAUAAUUUAGAUCUUUGUAGUUGUGAAUGUGUGGUUAUGAGAAGACUUUAGAUUUAAUAGAUUUAUAAAAUUUAA
Molecule: messenger RNA, 5371 nt
Organism: Mercenaria mercenaria
Lineage: Eukaryota; Metazoa; Mollusca; Bivalvia; Venerida; Veneridae
Product: vitamin D3 receptor-like
Exons: 3
Coding region: 357-2306 (649 amino acids)
Biological process (GO): cell differentiation; positive regulation of transcription by RNA polymerase II; negative regulation of transcription by RNA polymerase II
Molecular function (GO): nuclear receptor activity; RNA polymerase II cis-regulatory region sequence-specific DNA binding; zinc ion binding
Source: RefSeq, a predicted model, not a curated record